CAGCCCCGCGGGGAGGCUCCGGGCCUGGCGGCGGGGGGCGCGCCGCCCCCCCCCCUUCCCGCCCCCGCCCGGGGCCUGCGGCGGGGGCGCCGGAUAAAGCGGUGCCGGCCCGUCCGCCUGCCGCCACAGGGGGCGGCCGGGACGGGCCCAGCGGGGGCGCCCCGCCAUGGCGAGCCCCGCACGGCCGCGGCAGGAGCUGGCGGCGGCGGCGGCGGAGGAGCGGCGGCUCCGCGGCGCGGCCCCGACGCUGCCCCGCGACGCCAAGCGGGAGGCGGCGGGGGAGCGGCCGGUGCCGCUGGAGCUGCGGCGCGGCGGGCGGCCGCCGUCCCCCGGCGCCGGCGAGCGGCGGGAGGAGGGGGAGGAGGAGGAAGAGGAGGAGGCGGCGGCGGCGGCGGCGGCGGGCGAAGACUGUUGCGGCAAGUGCAAGAAGCGGGUGCAGUUCGCCGACUCGCUGGGGCUGAGCCUGGCCAGCGUCAAGCACUUCAGCGACGCCGAGGAGCCGCGAGUGCCGCCCGCCGCCCUGUCCCGCCUGCAGAGCCCGCCCGCCGAGGAGCGGGACCCGCCGCCGGCCGGCGGGGACCCCCCGCCGCCCGCCCUGCGCCUGGUGCCCGACUUCCCCGACGGCGGGGAGCCCGGCGCCGAGCGGCUGCGGCGGCAGCGCGUCUGCCUGGAGCGGCUGGGGCGGCCGCCGGCGCCCGCCGACGUGCGGGGCACGGUGCGAGUGCUGGGCUGCCCCGGCCCCAAGGAGGUGACGGUGCGCUACACCUUCAACGAGUGGCUCUCCUUCGUGGACGUCCCGGCCGCCCCGCUGCCCCCGGCGCCGGCCGCCGCCGGCGAGCCGCCGGCCGAGCGCUUCGGCUUCGCCCUGUGCGUCCCGCCGAGCCUGCGGGAGGGCUCGGCCCUCCACUUCGCCAUCCGCUACCGCAGCCCGCAGGGCGAGUACUGGGACAACAACGGCGGCCGCAACUACACGCUGCGGUGCUGCGGCUGCCCCGGGGGGAGCUGCCGCUACUGACGGCGGCCGGGCGCGGGGAGCCCCGGGCGGGAGCCCCGAGGGGGACGAGCCCCGAGGACGACGGGCCCCGAGCGGGACGAGCCCCGAGAAGAACGAGCCCCGAGGACGACGAGCCCCGAGGAGCCGGGCGGGCAGGGGGAGGCGGCCGCAGCCCCCCAGCCCGAGGCCCGUCCCCGCAGGGCGACAGCCAGCGCGCCGAGGGGCCCGGCCCAGAGACUACCCGAAAUCUGGUGGUUUUGAAGCCGGCGCUUCGGUUUUGCCGGCGAAACACGGAUGUGCGUGCGUAGGCUCGCAUUGCUGUGGCUUGCGGAAUCGUUUUCCUUUUUUUUUUUUUUUUUUUUUUUUUUUUUGUGUUUUCGUUUUUGGGAGAGAGCAAGGAGACUGCGUAGCGUGGGUUUUGCUGUUCCUCUCUUGAAGUGAAUUAUUUUGGAGGUCUUGGUUUGGGCUUGACUUCACCUACCGCAUUAGUGCGAGAGGCACGGAGAACUUGUGUGAAAACUUGGUGGCGUGUUCGCUACAGAUUUAACUUGCCAUCCCAUCCCUGUUUUCCCGUUCUCACAUCCAUUUCAAAGACAUAGUACUGCAACAGCAA
Aquila chrysaetos chrysaetos is the source of this 1607-nucleotide messenger RNA. RefSeq names its product protein phosphatase 1 regulatory subunit 3G (gene PPP1R3G). The record is from RefSeq and is a predicted model, not a curated record. Gene Ontology annotation, biological process: regulation of glycogen biosynthetic process. The transcript has a single exon. Gene Ontology annotation, molecular function: glycogen binding; protein phosphatase 1 binding. Gene Ontology annotation, cellular component: protein phosphatase type 1 complex. Lineage: Eukaryota; Metazoa; Chordata; Aves; Accipitriformes; Accipitridae. Bases 167 to 1015 code for a protein of 282 amino acids.